AUGAUUCACCCUGAAUAUGUGACCUUGAUGAGUUCCAAGUCCAAAGAUGAACCCUUAUACUUCAAGGAACAGCCCAGGGAUCAUCCCAGAUUGGAGCCAGAGUCGGGCUAUGAGAAUCCGACACAUCUAGAUUCAAUAUUUACGCACGCCACGAAUCUGGUGUCGCUUCGUCUUAAGCUUUCAGGUGUCAAUGCCCUAAGCGCCUCCAAGGCGUCAGCAUCAGAAGUUGAAAAUGCCAAACUUUUCACGUCAGAUGCACCGCGUCAACCAAUCAGGGACGAGUAUCCAAAACUAGAAGAAAACCUUGUGAUGUUUGUUAAAAAUGAGCUAAAGAAGUGGCACGGGCUUCUGAAAUCUGCAGAAUAUUUUGAGACCGAGGAGGAGGAGCAGCAGAGCAACAGAGAGGCAUUUCUGAGGAUUACCCUGGACUUUCUCAAAAAGAUGGAUGAGAACCUCGCUGACCGUCUUCAGAAUGAAAGCACUUUUGGGAUCUUCUGUUGCAAGAUUAAAUCGUGCUUAAGGCAGAGGUACAACUGUGUGUCUGAGGGCAUCCCUAUAGCAGGAAAUGCCACCCUCCUGAACCAGAUCUACACAGAGCUCUACAUCACAGAGGGAGGGGCUGCGGGAGUCAACCAGGAACAUGAGGUCAGACAGAUCGAGACUGACUAUAGGACCCCAGGCCGACUGGAGACAGCCAUCAAAUGUGAAGACAUUUUUAAAAGCUCUGCUGGAACAAAAAAGCCCAUACAUAUUGUGUUGACGAAGGGUGUGGCAGGCAUAGGGAAAACCAUGCUGACUCAGAAGUUCUGUCUGGACUGGGCUGAAGGUAGAACUAACCAGGACAUCCAGCUGCUUUUCCCAUUCACUUUCAGAGAGCUCAACGUGCUCAGAGACCAAAGGUUCAGCCUGGUUGAACUGCUGCACCACUUCUUCAGUGAAUCCAAAGUAAUCAGCAACUUUGAGGACCUCCAGGUGCUCUUCAUUUUUGAUGGUCUGGACGAAUGCAGACUUCCUCUGGACUUCAGCCGAACCCGGGUCCUGACUGACCCCACAAAGUCCACCUCAGUGCAUGUGCUGUUAAUCAACCUCAUCAGGAGGAACCUGCUCUCCUCCGCUAAGGUUUGGAUAACCACUCGCCCUGCAGCGGCCAGUCAGAUCCCAGCCUCCUUCAUUUCCAUGGUGACAGAGGUGAGAGGGUUCACUGACCUACAGAAGGAGCAGUACUUCAUAAGAAGGUUCAGGGAUGAAGAGCAGGCCACAGCCGUCAUUUCCCACAUCAAAAAGUCCCACAGUCUGUACAUAAUGUGCUACAUCCCGGUCUUCUGCUGGAUCAUCUCCACUGUCCUGCACCAUGUGAUGAAGACUGACACAGACGAGCUGCCUCAGACAUUCACCCAGAUGUACAUCCACUUUCUGGUGAUCCAGGCCAAAAUCAAAAAUCUGAAGUAUGAUGGGCAAUCUGAGACAGAUCCUCAGUGGACAAAUGAGACCGUGAAGAUGGUAAAGUCUCUGGGAAAAUUAGCUUUUGACCAGCUGCUAAAAGGAAAUCUGAUCUUUUAUGAGUCAGACUUGAAACAUUCUGGCCUGAACACCAAAGCUGCCUCGGUGUACUCUGGUUUGUUCACACAGGUGUUUAGAGAGGAGCAAGGCCUGUACCACGACAAGGUCUACUGCUUCAUCCAUCUGAGUGUGCAGGAGUUUCUGGCUGCUCUUCAUGUUCAUCAAACCUUUGUCCACACUGGUGUAAACUUGCUCUCAACAAAACAACCAAUAAAUAUCAGUCUGAAGAGAUUAAAAGGCAAAUGUAAACUCAAAGAUCUCCAUCAUUCAGCUGUGGACCAGGCACUAAAAAGUCCAAAUGGACACCUCGACUUGUUCUUGCGAUUCCUCCUGGGUCUGUCUCUACCAGAAAAUCAGCGUCUGCUCCAAGGUUUUUUGCUACAAAAAUCAGAAGUUAACCAAGAGACAGUUGAAUACAUCCAUGAGAAAAUCAACCAGGACCUAUCUGCGGAGAGAUGUGUCAACCUCUUUCAUUGUUUAAAUGAACUUAAGGACUAUUCUUUAGUCUUAGAUAUCCAAAGAGCUUUGACUACAGAGACCCUGAAAGCAGAAGAUCUGUCUCCAUCUCAUUGGUCGGCUCUUGCCUUUCUCCUACUGACCUCAUCUGAAGAUCUUGAGGAGUUUGACCUGGAGAAAUACUCCUCUUCAGAAACAGCUCUACUGAGACUGCUGCCAGUCAUCAAAGCUUCCAAGAAAGCUCUUUUAAGGAGCUGUAACUUGUCAGAGGAAACGUGUGAUCCUCUUUCCUCAGUUCUCAGCUCACAGACUUCCUGCCUCCAACACCUGGAUCUCAGUUAUAACAACCUCCAGGACUCUGCAGUGGAGCUGCUGUGUGAAGGACUGGCGAGUCCAAACUGCAAACUGGAGACCAUCAUUCUCAGUCAAUGUAGCUUGUCCCAGAGCUGCUGUGGCCAUUUGGCCUCUGUCCUCACGUCCUCCAGAAUCCAACACUUGGAUCUGAGUAAUAAUGAUAUCCAAGACUCAGGAGUCGAGCUACUGUUCUCUGGGCUGAAGACAACCGUGUGUAAACUACUGAGUCUGAAGUGA
Boleophthalmus pectinirostris (great blue-spotted mudskipper) is the source of this 2607-nucleotide messenger RNA. Its product is annotated as protein NLRC3-like. The transcript has 7 exons. Lineage: Eukaryota; Metazoa; Chordata; Actinopteri; Gobiiformes; Gobiidae. The coding region runs from base 1 to 2607 and encodes 868 amino acids. Gene Ontology annotation, molecular function: protein binding. The record is from RefSeq and is a predicted model, not a curated record.